Molecule: messenger RNA, 1719 nt
Organism: Candida dubliniensis CD36
Lineage: Eukaryota; Fungi; Ascomycota; Pichiomycetes; Serinales; Debaryomycetaceae
Gene: RAM1
Product: protein farnesyltransferase
Exons: 1
Coding region: 1-1719 (572 amino acids)
Biological process (GO): protein farnesylation
Cellular component (GO): protein farnesyltransferase complex
Molecular function (GO): protein farnesyltransferase activity
Source: RefSeq, a predicted model, not a curated record
AUGAGUCAGAGUCAAGAUCCUAAUGAUAAAAUUAAUUAUUUAUUAAACAUUAUAAAUUCUCAACGGAAAACCCCAACAGUUAGCAGCGAUUCCAAUAGCUCAAUCAACAGAGUUAGAACUAAAACUAAUACUAAAACUAAAACAAGAACAAGAACUAGUCCCAAGACAAAGAUUAAGACAAAAACUAUGAAAAUUAACAAUAACAACAACCAGAUAUCUACUGAAACCACAGAAUUAUUUACUAAUGAAUCACAAAUCAUUGAAUCAUUUAAUUCUAAUUGUACUAUUAAUACAAGUUUCUACUCAAACUCAAAUCCCAACGAUAAACUUCAUGUAUAUAAAUCACCAAUUAUUGAUAUAACAAAAUAUUUCUCACCCACAGUAGAAUCACAAAUGGAUUUAGAAUUGAUUAUAUUAAAUGAAUAUUAUUCAAAGACACAUAAUCAUCAACCCCAAAAUGACAACGAUGACGAUGACGAUGAUGACGACGACAAUGAUGAGGACGAGUUGAACCAUUUUUAUAUUGAUGCUCAUUUAAAAUAUAUUUUAUCAUCAUUAACUAAUCCAAUGUCAUCAGGGUAUCAAGUAUUAGAUGUGAAUCAUUCAUGGAUGAUUUAUUGGUUACUUAAUUCUUAUUAUCUUAUACAAAACCCCACUUUGGAAAUCAAUCAAUCAAUAUUGGAUUUAAUUGUUGAUAAGAUUUCUAAAUGUAUAAAUUAUCCAGACACCCUGUCUAGUGGUGUUUUUGAUGGGAUUGGUGGUGGGAUUAAUCAAUUGGGUCAUUUAGCAUCGACAUAUGCAGCAAUAUUAACAUUAAUUUUAACUGAUCAAUAUGAAUUAUUAAAUUCUUUAAGAGAAUUAAUUCGUGAUUGGUUAUUAACUUUGAAAAAAAAUGUUGGUAGUGGUGGGGCAUCAUUUAUAAUGCAUGAAAAUGGAGAAAUGGAUGCUCGAUCAACUUAUUGUGCCUUGAUAAUCAUAAAUUUAUUAAAUCUUACCAAUUAUGAAGACGACAACUCUAUAGAACUGGUUGAUCCAUUGAUUGAUGGGGUUGAAAAUUGGCUUAAUUCAUGUCAAACUUAUGAAGGAGGAUUCAGUAAUAUACCUAAUACUGAAGCUCAUGGAGGUUAUACUUAUUGUGCAUUAGCAAGUUAUUUCUUAUUAUAUAAUGAUUGGAAACAGUUUUCCUCUGAGUUGUCCACUACUAAUAUUGAUUGGGGGAAAUUAUUAGAAUGGAGUGUUUAUAGACAACAUGAAUUAGAAGGAGGAGUUGAUGGGAGAACUAAUAAAUUAGUGGAUGCAUGUUAUGGAUUUUGGAUAGGUGGAUUAUCACCCUUGUUGCAAUUGAUAGUACGCUCACAAGGACAAGUUAAUCAUAGUGUUAAAAUAUUUGAUGAAGAGAAAUUGCAACAAUAUUUAUUAAUUAUAGCCCAAGAAGAAACAGGAGGAUUUAAAGAUAAACCAGGGAAACAAGUUGAUUAUUAUCAUACAAAUUAUAGUUUAUCUGGACUUAGUAUUCUUGAACAUAAUUAUGAAUUUAGUCAAGAUAAGACUUUUUCAUUAGCAUUUCAAAUUGAUAUAAACAAGGAAGAGGAAGAUAAUUUCACAAAUCCAAUUCACCCAGUAUUUGGAAUUCCUAUUAAUUUUGUUAAGAAAUGCCAUGAAUAUUUUAGAUUGAAAACAAUUUCCAAACCAAAACCAAACUCGAAACAGAGAACUUGA